AUGACAACAAUCGAACACAACUCACAACAAACAAAACAUAAUAACCCAGCAGCAGCCACGAACGUAGCAGAUGCGGAAGAAGUCAAACAACUGAAAAAUAUGUAUAAAGAUGCGUUGGGACACCUGAAGGAAGUAUUUGCUGAAUGGUCAGAAGAAGACUUACUCUUCACCCUUCAGGACGCUGAGGGUGACCUCGAAACGGCGGUUAACCGAAUUAGUGAAGGCCACGUAAACCAGUGGGACAAAGUAAAAUCGAAGAAAAAUAAAAAAGAAUCCGCUCCAAAGUCUAAAACUAAUGGACAACAAUCCGGUAAUAGCCAGCGUGGACACCAGCGUAACAAUGAUCGUAGUGACCGUGGCGAACGCAACGAGCGUAAUGACCGUGGGCGGCCCCGCAGCGAUGCAUCGACCCGCAGCGGAAGGCACCACGCAAGCGACACUCCCCGUCAUGGCAACAAACCCCGCGAAAACGGUGCCGCCAACGCAGGUUACCAACGUCCGCCACGUCAAGUGAACGGUCCCAGCCAGCACGAAGAUAACUCUUGGAGCAAACCAAGAAGUAAUAACCAUCGCGCAGCGAAAGAUGGAAACCGAGGCUUUCAUGGUACGAGUACGGAUAAUCGAGUGAAGGGUGCAGACGAUGAUGCACCGAUUGGGUGGAAGAAUCCUGACCCGGCUGCCAGUGACGCUAAUUGGGGUGAUAAUACCGGAACUAAUAAUAAUGGUAAUUGGACUAAUACGUCCGGUGAGGGUAAAACAAAUGAUACAUGGGACAAUCCUGCAAGCGUCAAUAAUACAUGGAGUACCAUAGAACAACAACCAAAAGAUCCCUGGGUUACAGCGGAUAAGGUGAAAGACAAUAGUAGAGGGGUUGAAAUUCAGAAGAGCGAGAAAGCAUCAUCAGGAUUGGGCCAGAAGCCAAGGACAAUAACUAGUCCGACUAUGUCAUGGGCUCAGAUCGUAAAAGAUGAUAACAAGCCCGAAAGCAAACAAGAAUCACUUUCAGCACCAGCCAAAACCGCACCUGAAGCAAAGAAACCAUCUUCUCCGCAGCCAUCAAACUCUCAAAUUAAAUCACCCGCAAAAUCACCAUCUAAAUCGCCUGCAAUAGGGCAGAUAACACCCAGUCACACGGAAAGCGAACCUAAUAAUGAACCUCCGGCCAAAGUGCCUUCACCUCGUCCAUCAGCUGCUGCUGUGUCGACCCCUACAAAAGUAGAAGAGACCAUACAACAGACUGUAAAUGAGUUGACACAAUCAGAACAAUUAUCCGCCUCCAAUAUAUCUCCUUCAGUCACAAUCCCUUCACCACGUGCUAAAGAAGCAACACCACCAAAUGCUCACAAGAGUAAACCGGCUACCGGUCGUCGAAUGAGGCAAGUUGCUGCAGUAGUUAUGCCAAGUGCCGGGGUAGAUGUUGAGAGGGUCAGCGUACAAUUUGGUAAUAUAGAUUUAUUGAGUAAUUCCAAUGAUAACAAUGACACGGACAAGUUAUCGAUGAAUGUAUCCCACAAGUCUGAAGACAAGAUUCAGACUAAACCUCAGACAGUCGUUGAGACGCAGGCAUCGUCCGCGCAAUCGGUCACUACUCAAGCACAAGCGCAAUCUGUUCAACAACAUUUACCUCAACCACAAUCGUCUCCACAGGUGUUACAAUCAUCUCCACAACAACAGAGUGUCCUCCCCUCUGCUAAUAAUGCACCAUCAGCUAAUCCGGCAGUAUUUGCUACAAAUUACUUUAAACAGCAACAAGAGCAAUCAACCGCAGCUACGGCUGCCUACCUUGGACAACAGCAUCAUGUGGGCAUUGGCGAACCGCUUUCAUCUCCAUAUGGAUCAUACCUGCCGAGUCAGCCUCCUAGUCAGAUGUCACAGUUUACUCUCGCGCCAGCUUUGCACGAGUAUGGUGCCAUGUAUCCAGCCGAUGCGUCUCGUUUGAUGGGUUAUUAUCCUUCUGGCGAUCCGAACGCUGGCUAUGGCCAGGCGUCACCCGUCGCCGCUGCUACAUAUGGAACACGUGAAAAUAAUAAAUAUACUGCAGAUACUCAGACAUCGUCUAGUGCUCAGCCUGGUAAUCAAACAUCGGCAUCUCAGCAAGGAUCUAAUCAGCAGCAAGUACAAAAUCCACAGGCGCAGCAACCUCCAUAUCCAAUCAGUACCAACAUGGCACCAUAUUAUACUGGAUAUUAUUAUGUUGGAGCACAGUUUCCUAAUUAUGGACAAUCAAGUUAUCAACCAUUUGUAGGUAAAUAUCCAAUGCAUCCAUACCAUCACUCUACUAAACCAGGAUCAGCAUCUGGCCCGUCUGCGUAUGGAUAUCCUACCACUCCGACAACGCCCAGCACACCCCAUCAUUAUUCUCACACAACGUCCGCCGCCGGAUACGAAGAUGUUGCUGGUAGCAACGUACACCAUCUGCCAGGCGUUCCAGGGAUGCAUGAUUACCAAAAAAGCUACGGGACUAAUAUUCCUCAACUGCAGAAUUUUCUAGGCAACAGUGGUGCGAACAAUACUCAAUCUACGACUGCUAGCGCUGGUUCCAAUACACCAGCUAGCAAAGGAACUAAUAACAAUAGUUCAGAGUUAUCAGCCACUCAAUACAAGAGUUAUACUGACAAACCCUCUGCGGCAGGGCAGAGUGGUGUAGGACAGACUACUGGUCAUCAACCACAGCAGCAGAAUAAUCCGAACUAUUAUGGGCAGCAAACCCAAGGAGGACAAAUGUUUAAUAAUUAUCAGUAUCAGCAGACUCACCACCAGUUCCAUCCACAUCAUCAAACCACUAAUCGAGGACAGCAAUAUUGGAGUCAACAGAGCUAG
Molecule: messenger RNA, 2820 nt
Organism: Paraglomus brasilianum
Lineage: Eukaryota; Fungi; Glomeromycota; Glomeromycetes; Paraglomerales; Paraglomeraceae
Source: the annotation of a GenBank genome assembly